UCUGUCUGACUACGUGAUGCUUUAGAGUAUCUGAAGGCUGCAGCAGCCAGUUAUUACACUAUUAUUUUAGUAUGGAGAACAGAAAAGGGGAUGGGCAGAUCCGUUUCUAUUCUCCAACCAGCCUCGCUUUGAUCCGAUGCGAGAGUGACGCCAUUUCACCUCACGCCGGCUCCUGCAAACACUGAAAAGGGCCUGAUUUUUUUUUAAUUUUAUUUCUACAAUGGUGAAAAUCUUCGUGGGGAACCUCUCACCGGACACUACAGCGGAUGAUAUCCGCUCCCUAUUCUCUCAGUAUGGCAAGAUCUCAGAGUGUGACGUAGUGAAAAAUUUUGGCUUUGUGCAUAUGGAUGACAAAGCUGAGGCAGACGAAGCUAUUCGAAAUCUUCACCAUUACAUGCUGAAUGGUUUGGCCAUGAACGUGGAGAUGAGCAAAGGGAAACCCAAGACCUCUACAAAACUUCAUGUCGGCAACAUCAGCAGUAACUGCACCAACCAAGAACUUAGGGCCAAGUUUGAGGAGUAUGGUCCCGUGGUUGAGUGUGACAUAGUCAAGGAUUAUGCAUUUGUUCACAUGGAGCGAGUGGAAGAUGCUAUGGAGGCCAUCAGUGGCUUGGACAACACAGCCUUCCAAGGCAAACUGAUGAGCGUGAAGCUUUCAACUAGCCGCCUGCGUACCGCGCCGGGAAUGGGAGAGAGAACGGGUUGUUAUCGGUGCGGGCAGGAUGGCCACUGGUCCAAAGAAUGCCCAUUGGACCAGAACGGCUCCUAUCGACAGGGCCCAGACUCUGCAGGAUAUGGGCCCCUCAGGUUUGGUGGGGGUGGCGAUCGUGGCGGCCGGGGUUUUCAUCGCGGCUUCAGUGGCGAGCCAGGCUGUGGUGGCAACUUCGCAUCCUCACAUGGCUUCUCCAGGGGAGCAGGGUAUGGUGUCCCUGGGUAUGGAAGGGGUGCGGGUUUUGAGAGCGCAAUGAAUUAUGGUAUGCCAGCGGGCUACGGCAUUGGCGCGGAAAAUAGCAUGGCCCCGGUGUACGGCAGUGAGGCUGCGUAUGGGAGCAUGGGCUAUAGUGGUGCAUUGCCUGCGUACCCAAUACGCAGACCGCCCUAUGAGGAAAGAGAUCCGUAUGGGGUGGUGGACUUCUACGAGAAGUAUCGGGCACGUCCGUACGGAACCAGUUAUUUUGAAGAUAGACUCGCAGUUCCACCUCCUGUCCCUCCUCCCCCGUCUUCAUCGCCGGUCGUGAGAGACCCAUAUGAGCGCCGUCCCCUGCCCCCUCCUCCAGCUCCCGCCUCUUCAUACUAUGCCCGCGACCGGAGCCCGAUCCGGCGAGUUCCCCUUGAGUCGGAAGGAUACGCGUAUGAGCGAUUGCGCCUCUCCCCAGUCUCUUCGCUUCCCAGGAGUUCUGUGUACGACAUACCGCGGGAUCCAUAUGCCGAGCGGGCGCGCUAUGCUUACUAACCUAAUACCUGUGUACACUAAGGUGAGAUCUUUUUAGUAGUUCAUGAGGUGAGAGCAAAGUUUCAUAAACUGAAAGUACGUUGUCAGAUAGCAGUUAGUUAUAGUAUUCAGUGUAAUGGAAGUCUAGCUGAAGGAUAGUAAUUAAAAUUUCUUAUGUUAUAAUUUUUACAUACAGUAUGAUCUCAAUUAUUAAGGUCCAGCUUAAUGUAGAGGAUAUUUAUGUUACAGCCCACAUUUGUUCAUAAAUACUAGCUGUCAGAAAGUUGAUUGACAUUAUAAUUUUCAAAUUAAUCAUACAAGAACUUGUUUACCUAUGAAAGGUCUUACAUCAUGUUGGCAACAUGGGAGUAUGACCACAUGGCAGUCCAAAGAGUUGAUCACUUAAUGAUUAACAGUUUAAUGGUCUCCUCUCUCUGCAGGUGUUUCUUGGUUACUCAUCAUCGAUCGCUUUAGAAGUUGUGAUGCAUUCAGUUUUGGCUGGAUCAAGGAUACUACAAAUAGCCCACCUCUUGGCACUAAAAUACUUUUAUUGUCUUAGCUAAUGUCACAUUGCCCUGUGAUG
This is a messenger RNA of Myxocyprinus asiaticus (Chinese sucker), 2015 nucleotides long. RefSeq names its product RNA-binding protein 4.1. Gene Ontology annotation, cellular component: nuclear speck. Gene Ontology annotation, biological process: mRNA splicing, via spliceosome. Gene Ontology annotation, molecular function: zinc ion binding; mRNA binding. Lineage: Eukaryota; Metazoa; Chordata; Actinopteri; Cypriniformes; Catostomidae. The record is from RefSeq and is a predicted model, not a curated record. The coding region runs from base 221 to 1453 and encodes 410 amino acids. The transcript has 3 exons.